CAAGGUAGUCUUACUCCUAUUCUAUUCUAUUCAUAGAGAGUUGCUAUGGAUUCCUGCGGUGUCGGCGUUGUCAUGGUAACACCCGGAGCGUCAAUAUGUCUGGCGGAGGGAGACGCCGUGAGAGGAAAGAAAGGCCAAAAGUAGACGACAGUAAACCACCGCCAGAGGUCGUUGUUUUCCUCCAGUGGGAACCUGUCCCGCUCGAACAGAUUAAAGUCCUGUUGAAGAAAACUGCGGACGAGAUUCAGUCGGAGCUGAAUCAGGUUCUGGGCUUCUGGAACCAUCAGGUGUGCAUGAAAGAAGCUGCUCUGUUGGAUUACUAUGUCUGUGGUUUCUGCUGGGCCAAAGACGCCGACUUCAGUCCCACACAGACGUCCUUCAUCAUGGCUGUACUUCACAUGCUGCUGGACAACAUCAGAGAUAAACAGAUGGCUUUGGUGGAGAACAUGUUGGAGUUUACGAAGGCCUUAGCCGCCGCCUGCCACCGCUCCUCUACUGAAAUGGAAAACGCCUCUCCACUUCUGAGCACAGACGAAGCCAUGGCGCUCAUCGGUCACAUCGAAAACAGUUUGUUUCAGAAACACAGACUCUAUGAGCUGCUGUUCACCUCAGACAGAGAAGAGAACCUGACGACUGCCGAGAGGACGCUGGAGGUGUUUGGGCGUCAGCAUCCUCUCACCCCAUUGGAGGAGGGAAUCCCCGCCCACCUUCACCACGACUGGUCACCAAGACAACUGGACAGACACUGUGAGCUCUGACCUGUCAUUCCC
Messenger RNA from Sphaeramia orbicularis (orbiculate cardinalfish), 770 nucleotides. RefSeq lists its product as uncharacterized. Bases 96 to 758 code for a protein of 220 amino acids. Lineage: Eukaryota; Metazoa; Chordata; Actinopteri; Kurtiformes; Apogonidae. The record is from RefSeq and is a predicted model, not a curated record. The transcript is spliced from 6 exons.